AUGACUCACACGGGCCUUCAGAAAACCUUUGAUUUGCGCGAGUCGCACGAUCGGGCUUUCCUCCGGCUAUGUGCGAUGGGCCGAGUGGCGACGAAAGAGCUCGGGGAACGGUUCCUGUCCGCAUGGUCUCAGCUUCCAUAUCUAGCCUACCAGACUCUCGUGACUGAGCUGAAUAUCGAUGGCUUGGGCAAUGAAUGCCCGAUAACUGUUUACUAUAUGUCUGCUUUGUUCGGCAAGGUGCUGCAUUUGACUGCGGAUUGCUCGGAGGAGAAGCAGGUAAGUGCGAUUAAAUCUGUCAUGAUGUUUAUGUCGCGUGCAUACAACAGCAAUGCACGUCACCGAUCCGCGCAAGGCGUGAUCGUGGAGGUUGAUGUCCGCGAUCUUAUUGAGUUUGUUGAGAUUAAAGGUGCCGAGUUUGUUGAGAACCCUUCCAUCUUGGAUGAGUGCGAAAUUGAACUUAAUGAACAGUAG
Molecule: messenger RNA, 471 nt
Organism: Aspergillus ibericus CBS 121593
Lineage: Eukaryota; Fungi; Ascomycota; Eurotiomycetes; Eurotiales; Aspergillaceae
Exons: 2
Coding region: 1-471 (156 amino acids)
Source: RefSeq, a predicted model, not a curated record